Closterium sp. Naga37s-1 is the source of this 903-nucleotide messenger RNA. The record is from the annotation of a GenBank genome assembly. Lineage: Eukaryota; Viridiplantae; Streptophyta; Zygnematophyceae; Desmidiales; Closteriaceae.
AUGGUGGUAUCAGGGUCGUUAGACAACUCGGAUUUUGACUUCCCAAUCGACGCUGCUGCUGCCGGUGCCGCUGCCUCACUAGCAGACGAGGAAAACGAGGACGACGGGGUGGAGAGAGGCGAAACCGGGGAAGGUGGGGGGAUCGGGGCAGCCGGAGAAGCAGGAGGAGCAGGAGGAGCAGGAGGAGAGGGAGGAGAGGGAGGAGAGGGAGGAGAAGCCGAGGAGGAGGAAGGGGAGGGGGACGGGGACGGAGGGGAGGGGGACAUAGAAGACGAUGACAUGGACUUGUCAUACGAUUCAGAGGACGAGUUAGAGGUUGUCCUGCUCCUCCGCAUCCCUCGCAACAUGGCAGAGCUCCGAGCUGUGCGAGCCACCCUCGCGCUCUACAAGCGAGAGUUCCCGCUCCGAGUCGUCGUCAUUUUCGUCAAUCUCUACCUCUUCCUGCAGUCGUUUUGCAUCCCGGGGACUAUUUUUAAUCUCUGCUCCCCACUCGUCGGCAUACCCAUCCGGAUCUACCUCAUUGGAACGUUCUUCGGGUUCAUCCCCUCUAGUGUGAUUCAAGUUAAAGCCGGGUGCGUGCUCUCGACCAUUAACUCGCUCUCGGACCUCUACGACGCGCCUACUAUUGCGGCUUUAUUCCUAGUAGCCAUAUUGGCCCUCGUUCCUCCGCUCUCUAAGACCCUCUGGGCGCAGAGGCUAUGGGCUCAGGCCAUGAGCAACAGCACAGUAGCCGCUUUCGUCUCCUUUAUAAGCAGCCUUGGUGUGAAAUGUCAGCAGCAGCAGCAGCAGCAGCAGCAGCAGCAGCAGCAGCAAGGGGGUUCAGCUGGAGGGUAUGGAAGCAGGGAUCAGACUGCUGGCUGGGAGCAGGGCAGUGGGGGGGGGGUGCAUGGCCAGUCGCCCUGA